AUGGCGGCGCGAGGAAAUUAUCGGGCAUCUAUUCAAUUUCCAAAUGCUCACAGCGAUGGCAUCUGGAGUACGUUUUGGACGUCCAACGAUAAGAUUUUGACUGGAUCCGUGGACGAAGUCGCCAAGUCUUGGGAUGUUAUGGAAAAUGCUGUGUCUAUCUCGCAGCAAUACCCAGGCCACGUGCUGGGCACAAUUUCCAUCGUGGGCAAUAAAGCAGGUACACACGCGGUCACAAGCUCUUUAGACUGCCAAAUUCGUCUAUUAAACCUUGAAUCGGGCGCUGUGGAGAAGACGAUUGAUGCCGGGCCUGGUGAGCUUUGGCAACUAGCCUACAGCCCUGAUGAGACUCAACUCGUGUCAGGUAGCCAGCAAAGUAAAAUCAACAUCUUUGACAUUCAAGCAGAGAAGAUUGUGCAUGAAAUUCCAACUCAAGCAAAGUUUGUGCUCAGUGUUGCUUAUUCUCCAAAUGGAAAACAUGUGGCGUGUGGUGGGUUUAACGGCUUUGUUGGCGUAUAUGACGUAGAGUCUGGCGCGUUGGUCCACAAGUAUGACGACCGCACCAAACCCGUGCGCUCUGUGGCGUACGCGCCAGAUGGAAGAUUGUUUGCUGCAUCAGAUGAUAUGCACAUUAACGUCUACGAUGUAACUCACGGCAAUGCAGUUGCUACUCUGUCUGGUCAUGUUUCCUGGGUGUUAAGCGUUGCCUGCUCGCCAGACGGCGCUCAAUUUGCGACAGGGGGUGCAGACCGCCGCGUCAAGAUUUGGGAUAUUGGCACAAGGCGUUGUUUGACCACCUUUGAAACGCAUACGGACCAGGUGUGGAGCGUUGCGUACAACUCUUCGGGAUCGCGACUCGUGUCGGGUGGUGAUGAUGCGCUAUUGCAAGUUUACGAGACUGCUGCAAGCAUUUGA
Messenger RNA from Plasmopara halstedii, 912 nucleotides. Its product is annotated as wd repeat-containing protein 61. The record is from RefSeq and is a predicted model, not a curated record. Gene Ontology annotation, cellular component: Cdc73/Paf1 complex. Lineage: Eukaryota; Oomycota; Peronosporomycetes; Peronosporales; Peronosporaceae. The transcript has 8 exons. Gene Ontology annotation, molecular function: protein binding. Bases 1 to 912 code for a protein of 303 amino acids.